Salvia splendens (bonfire salvia) is the source of this 2102-nucleotide messenger RNA. Its product is annotated as branched-chain-amino-acid aminotransferase-like protein 1. Gene Ontology annotation, biological process: carboxylic acid metabolic process. Gene Ontology annotation, molecular function: catalytic activity. The transcript has 20 exons. The record is from RefSeq and is a predicted model, not a curated record. The coding region runs from base 27 to 1685 and encodes 552 amino acids. Lineage: Eukaryota; Viridiplantae; Streptophyta; Magnoliopsida; Lamiales; Lamiaceae.
GUGUGAUUGAGACGGUGGAGUCGAAAAUGGUGAAACAAGAAGUUGAGGUGAUACACUUGUGGUCCUCACCGCGCUCCCUCAGCACAAGCCUCAUGUAUUCUUUUGCUCAGAGAGAUGACACGGAAGUUCUGGAUGAACCUCUAUAUGCCAACUAUUUGCAAGUAACAGGAGAGCAAACGCCUUACAGAGAAGAACUCCUGUCAAAAUGGGAGUCAGAUGGAAAUAAGGUUAUACAAGAGAUCAUUUUCGCUCCCGGGGAAAAGACGUACAGAUUCGUUAAGCAUAUAGCUAGUCAACGUCUGCCAGGCCUAACGCCAGACUUAAUGAAGAGAGGAAAGCACUGCAUGCUGAUCAGGAAUCCCCUCGACGUGGUGACAUCCUACAACAAGGUUUCUCCCCCAUCAUUUAGUAUGCUGGGGUAUUAUAACUUGGUAUCCAUUUACCAUGAGCUCUGUGAUCAAGGAAAAACCCCUCCUGUCAUUGAUUCAGAUUUGCUGCGAGAAGAUCCUGAGGCUACAUUGCGUGGUCUGUGUGGUGAUCUUGGUAUUCCAUUUCAAACUGCUAUGCUCAAAUGGGAAUCUGGACCAAAACCAUUUGAUGGCGUCUGGGCUCCCUAUUGGUAUAAGAAUUCGCAUAAGUCAACAAGUUUUGAGCUACCGAAUGAGUAUCCCUCUCCAUUUCCAUCGUCUAUGUACAACUUGCUGGAGCAAAGUUUACCUUUGUACAACUUGCUUAGGUGCUAUCUUAGGGGAUCAUCAAACUGUGCCCAACCUGAACUCCCUGUUUCUACGAAUGAGAAGUUGCUUGUUUGGGUCGGUGAUCAGAUUAUGCCUCGUGAAAGUGCAAAAGUUUCAGUAUUUGACUCAAUUGUCCAAGGUGGAGAUGGAGUUUGGGAGGGUCUUCAAAUUUAUAACGGCAAAGUAUUCAAAUUGGAGGAGCUUUUAGACAGGUUGUUUGAUUCUGCGAAAGCGCUGGCUUUUAGUAAUGUACCAACUCGUGAGCAGGUGAAGGAAGCAAUUUUCAAAACUUUGAUAAGAAAUGAAAUGUUUAAUGAUGCGCAUGUCAGGUUGACUCUGACUCGUGGCAAGAAGGUCACUUCUGGAAUGAGCCCAUCUUUCAACCAAUAUGGAUGUACUUUGAUUGUGCUUGCUGAAUGGAAGCCACCAGUAUAUGACAAUGAAAAGGGUAUAGUUUUGGUGACGGCUACCACACGCCGUAAUUCACCCAAUAAUUUGGAUUCGAAAAUCCACCACAACAAUCUGCUUAACAAUAUUCUUGCCAAGAUAGAAGGGAAUAAUGCACAUGCUGAUGAUGCCAUCAUGCUUGAUAAAGAUGGAUAUGUAUCAGAAACAAAUGCAACAAACAUUUUUUUGGUGAAGAAAGGCUGUGUAGCUACUCCCUACAGUGAUUAUUGUCUUCCUGGUGUAACUCGUGCUACUGUUAUGGACCUUGCGGUGAAUGAGAACUUAGUUAUGGUUGAGCGACGUAUAGGUUUGUCAGAGUUCCAUACAGCAGAUGAGGUCUUCACAACAGGAACCAUGGGAGAGCUCAGUCCAGUCCUUAAAGUUGAUGGACGUACAGUUGGAGAUGGUAUGGUGGGACCCGUGACGCGAAGAUUGCAAAAUGUGUAUACAAAAUUGAACUCAGAAUCAGGAGUGCCUAUACCGGGUUAUAUACAUAACUGAGACUAUAUAUCAAGGAGGGAAAAAGAACCACUUAUUUGUUUGACAUUGUGCAAUGGAAAAAGAACCACUUCUUUGUUUGACAUUGUGUGUGUAACAAGGUGAAGGCAGACCAGAACAGCUUCAGUUAAUUCUCACUAGGAUUUUGGAAUUGCGAUUUUAGUAAUAUGGAAUGGAAUGGCAUGCCUGCAAAUAAAGUGUAUCUCCUAGCAAAAACACAAUUGAACUGAGCUAUGUAUUGGCAUGGAAACAUUCUAGAAUCGCCACAUCAUGACAUUUUCUCUGUACUACUCCUAUUCUCCCUUCCUAGCUUCUUUUCCUGUUUUCUUAUCAAUGUCUUUGCCCACUUCACGCUCAAAUUUGUAUGAAAGAACUUACAUGAAACUCUUUUAAUUAUAUUCGACAGUUUCGUUAAAGAAA